Molecule: messenger RNA, 1440 nt
Organism: Diaporthe amygdali
Lineage: Eukaryota; Fungi; Ascomycota; Sordariomycetes; Diaporthales; Diaporthaceae
Exons: 1
Coding region: 1-1440 (479 amino acids)
Biological process (GO): regulation of DNA-templated transcription; aflatoxin biosynthetic process
Cellular component (GO): nucleus
Molecular function (GO): zinc ion binding; DNA-binding transcription factor activity, RNA polymerase II-specific; DNA binding
Source: RefSeq, a predicted model, not a curated record
AUGAACUCGCCUACUGACCCGUCGACGCCCUCGACCACACCUUCUCCGGUCACCAUGGCCAACUCCAACACCCAGCUUUCUCUCUCUCCACCGUCGACUAACGCGAGAGGAGCAGCGCGGCGUCCUCCCAAGCUUCGAUCGUCUUGUGAUGCUUGUGGAGCGGCGAAGGUGCGCUGUGACAAGACACAGCCGCGAUGUGGCCGUUGUGCAGCUGGAGGCAUCACCUGCGUGUAUGGUCUCUCGAGGAAAUUCGGAAAGGCGCCGAGGAAGAAAACGUCGGCUGAAACGAACGCACCCGGAGAUGCGAGUUCAAAAUCCCUGGCCCAGAACGCCCACCAAAAUGGUCUCUCGUGCUUCCCAGACUACCGUCCUUUGUCCGGUGCCACAACAAGGGGGGUCAAAUACGAGCCUCGUUCAGCCGCUUCGCCGAACUUUGGGCUUGAGGACAGCCUCAUGGCAUUUACCAGCCAUACGAACCACGACAUGUUCAUGCCGUCGCCAGACAGCCUGGAAAACUUCAAUGACACAUAUUCCUUCGCGGACGCCCCUCACAGCCGCAAUGCAAUACUCCGACCCGAUCCACGGCACCAUGGGACCGUCGACCCCUUGGAUCUGACCUUCUCAGCGUCAGAUUACUCAAGCUUUUCCGAGUGGAUUCACCCGGACGAUCUGCUGCAGACUCCCGACAGCCAGCACACAAGUGAGGCUGACUCAGCGCAAAUGCCCUCACACCGCCUGCCCACCUCCUUCUCUUCUCAUGAAUCCUUCCCAGACACCAGCCUCCUGCAGACAGACUCGCACCACUGUCAGAAGCUCGCAUACGCCACUUUGGACAGCCUGAGCCUGAAGCAGGACAGCAUCGCCAGGGGCGAGCACCUCACCCAGACCAUGGACAAGGUGCUCAACCGCAACAAGAAUGCCGUCGACAACAUGAGACAGCUGCUCGGCUGCCCCUGCUCAAAGUCGCCGCACCUGGCCAUGCUGUACGCGAGCAUCACAUCCAAGAUCCUCAUGUGGUACCAGCUCGCGGCAGGGUGCGCCAGGCCCAACACCGCGACCACGGCGACGUGGGACAGCCUGCCCCCGCUGGGCAGCCAAACUACGCCCCCGCUCAGUGCCUCGUCGUCGCCGUCGGCCACGUGCGUCUCGCCGGCGAGCCCCGUUGCGGCGGCCGCGGCGGCAGCACAGAAGGGCUUCGUCGUCACGCCGAUGCAGUUCUCGGCCGGCGCUUUCAGCGUGGACGACGAGGCCGCGCAGGAGGCGCUCAGGCGGCAGCUGCUGCUCAGCGAGCUGAAGAAGGCGGGCAACCUGAUCGACCUCCUCUGCCUGCAGGGCCGUGGGGAGACCGCUGCCCCAGGCGAGGUCAACGACAUUUACUCGGCGCUGGGUACAUGGCUCAAGUGCGAGCUGAACAGGACUGUUGGCUCGCUGCAAUCGUGA